AUGCCCAUGACUGACGAGACUGAUCAUAGCGGCGGGGUCAUUCUAGAUGGCCCCUUUGAUCCAGAUGCUCAGGCGACAGUCACUGACUUCAUUGAUUACACGGAAUACCUCCCUGCCGACCUCAUGCGUUCGUUGACUCUCAUUCGCAAUCUGGAUGAGCGAUAUCUCGACUCGGCGCAAGCUGUACACAACCUGACUCGGACCUACGGCCAGCUCCCUAACCUUUCUUCUGAUGAGCGCCCGAGUGCAAUUGCUAUUCGCGCCCAAAUAUCUCAGCAGCUGGAUCGCGCCAUCAACGCCCGCGAGUCAUCAUACUCAGAAGCUUCCCGCAUUUACGAUGUUGUGGAUCGCCACUUUGAUCGCCUGACAAACAUACGCCAGAAGCUUGUAACCCUUCCCGAUCCACCUUCAAAGGAACCAACACCGCCGCCGCCAGACCCCACGAAGAAGCGCUCAGGUAAGAAAGAUAGCGCGGCUACGCCGCGUCUAACCCUCACACUUGAUAAGAAGAAGCCGGGAUCGCGACGAUCGGAUCCUGCAGCAGCCGCGCGAUUGUCAGGAUUCAAUCCCGAUUCGCCAAUCGCUAGUACUGAACAGUCUGAUGCGGAGGGCGAAGCAACCGUUGCUAAGCUUGCCAAAUCAUCCAAGCGCUCAAAAAAGGACGCAGCCCGGCGACCUCGACCAAACCCAGCCGCUGGAUUCUCAACAAGAGAUGCUCUGGCAUUACUCAAGCCACCUCCGGAUGAUGCACAGGUGGGAGAUGUAGACUUGCCGUGGAUCAGACUGACCGAGUGGGAGAUGACUAAACUGAGAAAAAAGAUGAAGAAGAACGCCAUUUGGCAACCAAGCGAAGUUAUGAUCCAACGUGAGCUGUCACUCUCCGGUCGAGGAUGGGAAGCUUAUCGCGCCGCCAAAACCUUGGCUGAGGAGAACGGUACUGAUUUUAUCGAUUGCGACAACAUCGAAGAGACGCAACGCGGCAAAGCCGCAAAAGAGCUGGAUCAGACCAAAUUGAGCAACCGGGGAAUGAAACUCAAUGAAGCUAAGAAGCUAAAGCGCGAGGCGCUUGCGCGGGAAGCAGCCGCUGAGGCAGUCGCUGAGGCAGUCGCUAACGGAGAAAUGCCUGCUAAGCCGAUGAUUAGCCCUGUUCAAGGUGUUUCGAUAGCCAGGCCAUCACGAAAGAGAAAGGCAGACGAUGUUGCGAUUGAAAAGAUAGAGGAGCCGGUUCUUGUGCCAGAGCCUGCUCGGCCUUCCUCCAAGGGCGCAAAACGUCGCAAAUCUAGUCGUGGAACGGGCACCGAAGUCGCGGCGGAUGUGCCUGAAGCUCCCAUUGCUACAAUUGGCACCGAACCAUCUGGCACUGACUCCAAAGUAGUGCCAAAUCUGCCUUCGCCGACUGGAUCACGACGAUCCACUAGAUCGAUCGUACCGCCCAUUCCUGCUUCUACUAACACGCCCCCUGUCACUCGCCCCUCGUCCAGACGUUCUGCCGCUGGUAUACCAACGGAGCUGGGUGGAUCAGGAGGAAUGGCUCCGGCUGCUAUCCCUAGUGGACGAGAGUUACGCGUCAAGAGCGCCACUCCCGCAAGUACUAUUGCUGUCCGAGAAGCAUCACGUGCGCCCAGUGCUUCUGUACAGAACCGUCGACGCAAGAGACCUGCACCGGGUCCCGUUCUAUCUGGACAGGAUGGCGGCGCGUCAGUAAGCUAUGGACGUCGUAAGGCCAAGCCAGGCAAGAAACGUCUCAAUGUUCGCAGCUCGCAGGACGUGCGUGUCGACGAGGACGGAGUUCUUGAGCAAAUCGAUGCCAAUGAGCCACGUUAUUGUCUCUGCGGAGAUGUUAGCUUCGGAACUAUGAUUUGCUGCGAGAACCCUGAUUGUGAUCGUGAAUGGUUCCAUCUGGAUUGUAUUGGCCUUACCGCAGUUCCUUCACGCACAGCUAAGUGGUAUUGCCCUGAAUGUCGCAUCAAGCUCCACACGGGCACUGAUGGAAUUGUCAAUGGUGGAUCACGACGCUGA
This is a messenger RNA of Penicillium taxi, 2019 nucleotides long. RefSeq names its product putative PHD finger domain protein. The transcript has 2 exons. Gene Ontology annotation, biological process: regulation of DNA-templated transcription. The coding region runs from base 1 to 2019 and encodes 672 amino acids. Lineage: Eukaryota; Fungi; Ascomycota; Eurotiomycetes; Eurotiales; Aspergillaceae. Gene Ontology annotation, cellular component: Rpd3L-Expanded complex; nucleus; Rpd3L complex. The record is from RefSeq and is a predicted model, not a curated record.